Hibiscus syriacus is the source of this 1445-nucleotide messenger RNA. RefSeq names its product alpha-1,3-arabinosyltransferase XAT2-like. Gene Ontology annotation, molecular function: glycosyltransferase activity. The record is from RefSeq and is a predicted model, not a curated record. The transcript is spliced from 2 exons. NCBI's taxonomy places the organism in Eukaryota, Viridiplantae, Streptophyta, Magnoliopsida, Malvales, Malvaceae. The coding region runs from base 70 to 1410 and encodes 446 amino acids.
UUCAUAAUGUUGGAGCUUUCCUAUGCAUAACAUUGCUGUAUUGAGACCUGUGUUCGGUUAACAAGAAAGAUGGGUGAGAAAAUCACGUAUGACACAUUCUUCGCCAGAAGCUUUAGUCGUUCUGAUCAAAGGAAACUCGGAUACGCUGCGUUUCUCGGUUGUUUGCUCAUUGCAUUGAGCUUCUGUCUUGUUUUCAGGCCCUACUCCGCCGCCGCUCCUCCGUCGUCAGUUGGUUUGAGUAACGGUGUACCGACGAGAAUGAAUAUAGUCUGCAAAUCAGAAACAAGAUCAGAUAUCUGCGAGAUCCAUGGUGAAGACAUAAGGAUUGAUGCAAAGUUCUCUACUGUUUUCGUCUCUGCUUCAUCCCAAGAAGAAAACAGCUCCGUUCUCAUCGGACCUUAUUGUCGAAAAGGAGACGAAAUCGCCAUGAGAAGAGUGAAGAAAUGGUUGGUGAAACCAGUGGUGGAUGCCAAUGGUAUUGCCAUCCCCGGUUGUAAUCAGAGUCACAAUGUUCCGGCCAUCCUCUUCUCCCUCGGAGGAUAUUCAGGGAACAAUUUCCAUGACUUUACAGACAUCAUUAUCCCGCUGUAUUCGACGGCUCGAGUGUUCAACGGAGAGGUCAAGCUUCUUGUUACAAACAGCAAUCCAUGGUGGAUCAACAAGUUCCGAAAUUUAGUGCAGAAGCUGUCUAAUUACGAGGUUAUAGACAUCGAUAAUGAAGCAAACGUCCAUUGCUUCACAACUGUUGUUGUUGGUCUCAAACGUGCCCCUCAAGAGCUGAGCAUCGAUCCUUUGAAAUCGCCCUACACGAUGAAAGACUUCAGACAGUUCCUGAGAAGUGCAUACUCCAUAAACAAGGUCACCGCGAUCGAAAUAGACGACGACAAUAACGUGAAGACGAGACCCCGGCUCCUCAUCGUCGCGAGAAACCGAACAAGGGCGUUCAGGAAUACGGAUGAGAUCGUUAGAAUGGCAAGCGAUUUGGGGUACCAAGUAGUGGUAGCCGAGGCCAAUGGGAACAUACAAAGAUUUGCAGAGAUUGUGAAUUCAUGUGAUGUCAUGAUGGGAGUGCACGGAGCCGGUUUAACCAACAUGGUUUUUCUGCCCGAGAAUGCAGUUUUGAUCCAGAUAAUUCCGAUCGGAGGGGUCGAAUGGCCGGCCAGAGUGGCGUUCGGAGAGCCGUCCAAGGACAUGAACAUAAGGUACUUGGAUUAUAAGAUUAAAACAGAAGAGAGUAGCCUGAUACAGCAAUACCCGGUGGAUCACGAAGUUUUCAACAGUCCAUUGUCCAUUUCGAAACAGGGUUGGUUGAAAUUCAAGGAAGUGUAUUUGGACAAACAGGAUGUCAUCCUUGACAUCAAUAGGUUUAAACCCACUUUGCAAAGAGCUCUUGAGCUUCUACAUAGGUAAAUAUAUGCGGGUACCUAAGUUUUACCCGUUUAUCG